This is a messenger RNA of Dioscorea cayenensis subsp. rotundata (Guinea yam), 1725 nucleotides long. RefSeq lists its product as uncharacterized. The transcript is spliced from 4 exons. Lineage: Eukaryota; Viridiplantae; Streptophyta; Magnoliopsida; Dioscoreales; Dioscoreaceae. The record is from RefSeq and is a predicted model, not a curated record. The coding region runs from base 567 to 1601 and encodes 344 amino acids.
AAAGAUAAAAAUAACAAAAAUGAUCACGUUAAGCUAAAACAUGGCCAAGAGAACAGUAACAAUUUCAAGUGAUCAACGGUAACGGCCCUCGUUCACCGGAAGCCCAAAGGUUAGGGCACGGGAGCCCCAACACCACACCGAGCCAAACCCCGCACACGUGCCGGUCACUAGUACCCCGCCCCGUUCCAAAUCCCCCGCACCCCAAGCCGCCAAAUACACCGCCCUCUCCUCCUCCUCCUCCUCCUCUUUCCUCCCUCCCUUCUGCUCGUCUUCUCUCUCUUUCUCUCCCAUUGCUUUGAACCAGAAAAGAAAAAUAAAGAAAAAGAAGGAAAAAAAAAAGAGAAGAGAAAAGAUAAAAAAGAAAAAAUAAGAAUAAUUAAUAAAAAAAAAAAGAUGGCAUAAAAGAAAAGGAGGGAAGAGUAUUUGAGAAGGCUCCGGUGAAGCCUCCUCUGGUUUCUUUUGCAAGAUGGUGGAUCUGAUCUUCGUCUCCUCCUCCGAUGGUUGCUGAAUGAGGGACGGGUUGAAUUUCUCAAUCAGUUCUCUUCAACAUCUGCACCACACUUAAGAUGAACCCUGGUACAAAUAGAACCAUAAGAAGGUCACAAAAGCUGGAUCAUAUUCAGAGGGAUGGGCCAAAUUGGGUUCUUAUUGCAGGCAGUGCAGUUUUAAGCGCCCUGUCAAUCAGGAUUGGAUGCAAGCUGAAACAGGCCUUUGAAACUAAGCGAGCCAAUACUCCUGACUUCACAACGAAAGCUAAGAGAAGGCCAGCAACAUGCCGUUUGCAUUCAAAUUUAUAUUGCUUUACUCAAGUUGAUGACAAUUGUUGCCAUUGUCUUGCAGGCCUUGCUGAUGCUUCAGGAGAUAUCAAGCAGCAAUCCAACAACCCAAUUUCAAAAGAAACUGAUUUGUCCCUUCCCUUGGUGAAGAUCUCAACUGCAGAAUCAAACACUCAAAACAGCAGUGUGAUGUGGGCCUCAUCACCAGAUCGUCUUGAACUGCCCCAGAAGCCUUUUCACCAUUCGAACAGCUCUGAGUCUCCUUGUGUUUCUGAAUCCGGAUCAGACAUCUACAGCAAACGAGAGGUAAUUCAGAAACUGCGGCAACAGCUUAAAAGAAGGGAUGAGAUGAUUAUGGAGAUGCAGGCCCAGAUUGUAGACCUACAAAAUUCUCUUACUGUUCAAAUGGCCCAAUCUGUAAAUCUUCAAUCUCAGCUCGAUUCUGCAAACCGAGACUUGUUCGACUCUGAGAGAGAAAUACAACGUCUGAGGAAAGCCAUUGCAGAUCAUUGUGUAGCAGAGGCAGGCUCCCCCGAAAGAUCUACUACCAUCAGAAACUGGCGACCAGAACCCAUAAACGGGCAUGCCAACGGUUAUCACGACACCGGAAGUGAUUUAGAUCUUACCUAUGCUGGCGCUGGGAAAUCCAGAGGAGACAGUGAGAGGGUUGAGAUGUUGAAGAGAGAAGUAGGUGAGCUGAAAGAAGUGAUUGAAGGGAAAGAAUUUUUGCUUCAGAGCUACAAGGAGGAGAAAGUUGAGCUAUGCUCAAAACUUAAAGAUUUGCAGUUGAGACUGGCCCCUCAACAAGUGCCAAAUAUUUUGUAAUACGUUGGUUGUUGUCAUGUUAUUGCUGUUGAUUCUUGUUUGGGUCUUUUAGUGCUCAGUUUUCCUUAACAUUAUUUGCGCUAGGACUUAAUAUUUUUCAAUGUUUUUGUAUAGUUAUUGAUUA